Cooperia oncophora is the source of this 1329-nucleotide messenger RNA. The record is from the annotation of a GenBank genome assembly. NCBI's taxonomy places the organism in Eukaryota, Metazoa, Nematoda, Chromadorea, Rhabditida, Trichostrongylidae.
AUGGGUGCGCCUGGACCGCAAGGACCUCCUGGUGCGCAGGGAAUUCGAGGUUUUCCAGGACCUGAAGGAUUAGCUGGACCAAAAGGACAAAAAGGCGCGCAGGGACCACCCGGGCCAGGCGGUCCGAAAGGUGACCGGGGACCGAUUGGUGUGCCUGGAUUUCCUGGCAACGAUGGUGCCAACGGACGACCGGGUGAGCCCGGUCCACCUGGUGCGCCAGGGUGGGAUGGUUGUAAUGGAACGGAUGGUGCACCUGGAAUCCCCGGACGGCCAGGACCACCUGGAAUGCCUGGAUUUCCUGGACCUCCUGGAUCGGACGGUGCAAAAGGAGAACCUGCCAUCGGAUAUGACGGUGCCCCAGGAGAAAAGGGAGAUGGAGGUAUGCCUGGUAUGCCAGGAUUACCGGGACCGCCGGGCAGAGACGGAUACCCUGGAGAAAAAGGAGAUAGAGGAGAUGUCGGAUCAGCUGGACCACGUGGCCCACCUGGAGAAGCUGGAGUUCCAGGUAAUCCGGGAAUCGGCAGCAUCGGACCUAAAGGAGAUCCAGGUGACAUAGGACAUCAGGGACCGCCUGGCCCUCCAGGGCCUCGCGAGUUCACAGGCAGUGCUUCGAUUGUAGGUCCACGAGGAAACGUCGGAGAGAAAGGAUUCAAGGGCGAACCCGGUGAGGCUGGACCUCGUGGCUACCCCGGAAAUGCGGGUUUACCUGGACAACCUGGUAUGCCUGGAACGAAAGGAGAAAAAGGACUGUCCGGACCGGCUGGACCAAGGGGAAAAGAAGGACGACCGGGAAAUCCGGGUCCACCUGGAUUCAAAGGAGAUCGCGGUCUUGACGGAGUGCCUGGCUUCCCUGGUAUGCCUGGACAAAAGGGUGAAGCUGGAUAUUCAGGCAGAGAUGGACCAAAAGGGAACGCCGGACCACCUGGUCCCCCCGGUGGAGGCUCGUACACUGAUGGUCCUCCGGGGCCACCUGGUUUACCCGGCCGCCCCGGAAAUCCUGGUCCACCUGGUACCGACGGCUUCCCUGGGCAGCCUGGACCUGCCGGGCCACCCGGGCAACCUGGUGGGCCUGGAGCUCCCGGGUUACCUGGGCUUGAAGGUGUUGCUGGUCCGAAAGGAGAGAAAGGGGAGAGCGGAAUUCCUGGUGCACCUGGUGUUACCGGCCCGCCGGGACAGUUCGGUAAUCCUGGGCCUAAAGGAGAGCCUGGCGCACGUGGAAUCCCCGGACAGAGCAUUCCAGGUUUACCUGGUAACGACGGUCGACAGGGCCUUGAUGGCGCACCUGGUCGAAAAGGAGAACAAGGUCUCCCUGGAGUUCGAGGUUGGUGA